AUGAUUUUAGGGGGAAGGGGAUCUAGAAGUGAAGCAACUGGUAGGGGAAGUUCAAGUGGAUCUGGGAGAGCAAGAGGUAGGGGUGCUCCUGGUGGUGAAGUGGUUGGCAGGGGUGUUCAUGCUGUUGCAGGGGUUGGCAGGGGUGUCUUAGGUGGUGCAGUUGCUGGCAGGGGUGGCAGAGGUGUGUUAGGUGGUCCAGUUGCUGGCAGGGGUGUCUUAGGUGUUGUAGGGGCUGGCAGGGGUGCAAUAGGAACUGGAAGAGGGAGAGGGAGAGGUAGGGGGAGGGGAAGAAAUCAGAUUCCUGUUGGUGUGGGUGUUUUAUUUAGUGCUGAUGGAAAUCCUAUAUCUCAUGUCAUUGGUGAAAGAGUAACUCAAGAUCCACAAUCAAAUCAAGCUUCUUCUGUUAUGAAUCCAACUCAGUAG
Molecule: messenger RNA, 423 nt
Organism: Beta vulgaris subsp. vulgaris (sugar beet)
Lineage: Eukaryota; Viridiplantae; Streptophyta; Magnoliopsida; Caryophyllales; Amaranthaceae
Exons: 3
Coding region: 1-423 (140 amino acids)
Source: RefSeq, a predicted model, not a curated record